Messenger RNA from Limulus polyphemus (Atlantic horseshoe crab), 1975 nucleotides. RefSeq names its product poly [ADP-ribose] polymerase 15-like. Bases 131 to 988 code for a protein of 285 amino acids. Gene Ontology annotation, molecular function: NAD+ poly-ADP-ribosyltransferase activity. The record is from RefSeq and is a predicted model, not a curated record. NCBI's taxonomy places the organism in Eukaryota, Metazoa, Arthropoda, Merostomata, Xiphosura, Limulidae. The transcript has a single exon.
UUUAAAACCUCUUGACCUUUCCCUCAAUGCAACAAGUCCAGUUGAAAACACACCUUUAUUAGUAAAACUUAUUGGUCCACAGUCCAGACUGUCAAAAGCUGAAUCACUGUUAAAACAAAAAUUGAAAGACAUGUUCAAGAAGGAUGAAAUUAAUGUAUCUUAUAACUUACUCAGUCAUCUGUUAUCUAAAAUAAAGCAUAUUUGUAAUGAAAAUAAAGUUAUAUACAGCUUUAAAAAGGACUCUACAUUUGACAGUACAAAAUAUAUUAUUAAUCUUGAAGGAAGUACAUCAAAUGUUGUUUCUGGCAAGGCUGCUAUAUUAGGAAAAAUAUUAGCAUAUCAUGAAUCUAUGCCCAGGGAAAGCACAUUUAAUGUCCCACCACACUGGGACACUCAGCAAAACAAAACAACUGCAUUAAUCCCUCUUGAUUCAAAAUCGUCAGAAUAUUCAAGAGUUGAGCAAAAGUUUCAUUCCACUAUUAUGGGUAAAAAAAUUACUACAGUUUUUAGGAUCCAAAACCUUUGGCUAUGGCAGAAAUAUUGUCAGCAUAAAGAGCUCCUAGAAAUGAAAAACAUUAAUUCAGUUGGUGAAAAACUUCUUUUUCAUGGUACUCGCAAUAAUGAGCCAAAAAGGAUUUAUGACAAUGAAGAGGGAUUUGACAUGCGCUUUAGUGCAAAAGGAAUGUGGGGAAAUGCCAAUUACUUUGCUGAGAAUGCCAGCUAUUCUGAUGCAUAUGCAUACAGGAAUUCAUCAGGUGCAAAAGAAAUAUUUUUAGCUCUUGUUCUUACAGGUGAUAGCAUUAGGCUCUCCCCAAAUUCUAACCUGCGAAUGCCUCCUCCAAAGUCAUCAAAUGUUAUUGCUGAAGGAAAAGUGCAAUUUGCAGAGACACGAUAUGAUACUGUGAAUGGCUUUACCCAAAACAGUACAGUUUAUAUGACAUAUGAUAACUUGAAAGCUUAUCCAACUUACCUGAUUAGUUACAUGUAAUAAGUAUGACACUGUGGAUGACUUUACCCAAAACAGUACAGUUUAUAUGACAUAUGAUAACUUGAAAGCUUACCAACUUACCUGAUUAGUUACAUGUAAUAAGUAUGACACUAUGGAUGACUUUACCCAAAACAGUACAGUUUAUAUGACAUAUGAUAACUUGAAAGCUUAUCCAACUUACCUGAUUAGUUACAUGUGAUAACUAUGACACUGUGGAUGACUUUACCCAAAACAGUUGAGUUUAUAUGAUAAUUUGAAACUUUAUUGAGCUUAUCAGAUUUGUUGUAUUUAAUUUGCAUUACAUCAAAUGAAAGAAGAGACUGCUAUAUACUGUUAUAAGCCAUGUACUUGUGGCAUCAAAAACAGAGUAGAAUAUCUCAGAAUUUUAUGUCUGUUGAACACAGCAUGUAAUAUUUAACAGUAGUGAAUUUGUUUUGGUUUUAAUUGAAGAGAAUUUGAAUAAUUUGGAAAUUUAUAAUGUAGUUUUAUACAACUAUGUAUAUGCUUUAGUUUUAUGAAAUAUUUUGCAAGUAAUAUAAUUAUUAUAAUAUAUGAAAACAUUUAUUGGGGCUUUGGUUUCUUUCAUGAUAAAACUAAAUUGAAUCUUUUAUAAUUCUGUGUGGUCAUAAUGAUUUAGUAUAAGCAUAUUAUAAUUAUUACAGUUACUUACUGUGUUUGUACAUGUUAUUCAGACUGUCAUUCAUGCAAUUUUCAGCUCAACAAGUUUUGUGGAAAAUUUUAUUGUACUGAUUGCUCCAAAUUUUAUAUGAUAUGCUAAAAGAAACUCACUGAGAUUAAGAAGAUAAAAUUAAUGUGUGUGUGUGUAUAUACCUAGUAUGGUAUUACAAUAAAAUAUAACAACAAUAGCACACAGUUGUAAUAUUACUCAAUUUUUAAUUAUUUUUUUUUUAAUGAUGUAUUGUAACAUUUGUACUGUUACACCAAUGUUUUUUUUUAAAUCAAUAAAUUCAACUUGCUGUGGACUAA